AUGAUAGACAAAAUACUAAAGAAAUUGAGUUUGAAGAAUUGCAAGAAAGGAUCUAGAUAUAUAUUAGGCGGAUUAGUCACUUUAUGGUUAACGUUGGUUUUGUUGGCUCCUUUAAUCGAAUUCGCGAAAAUUGUUACUUUUAUAUUUGUCAGGAGCGAUGAUGUAAUAAAAUUGAAUAACGCUGUCGAAUUGACUUAUUUCUUAAUUGCAAGUUUUGUUCCAUGUAAGUCUUUAUGUUCCUUAGAUCGAGCAAUCGCUGAUAUGCAUCGUAUCCUUUCAAUUACUCAAUUAUCUCAUUUUAUAGGGUGGAUAAUUGCAACAAAUUGUAUUGCUUGUUGCAUACAAACAGGAUUAACUCCCAAUAUACUUAAACAAAAAUUAUUGGACGAUAUUGGGGAUAUCCCAUCUAAUUGUCCGUCGGAUUAUCCAUACCCAGUUCCAAAACUUUAUUUGGCAUGCAUGAUAAGAGCUACCAAUUUUGUUUUCAUGUGGAUGUAUACAUGCUUAAAUAUUAUUUUUUUACUGAUGGCGUUUUCUGGAAUUUUGCCAACAGAAGAUGAACUCGUGAGGAAAAAGAAAGAUUUUAACAUCAAAACUAUUAUUGAAGGUAUUGAAGAUGAUGAAGAAAAGAAAUGA
Molecule: messenger RNA, 636 nt
Organism: Funneliformis caledonium
Lineage: Eukaryota; Fungi; Glomeromycota; Glomeromycetes; Glomerales; Glomeraceae
Source: the annotation of a GenBank genome assembly